Messenger RNA from Folsomia candida, 1482 nucleotides. Its product is annotated as lipase member H-A. Bases 208 to 1245 code for a protein of 345 amino acids. The record is from RefSeq and is a predicted model, not a curated record. The transcript has 11 exons. Gene Ontology annotation, molecular function: lipase activity. Lineage: Eukaryota; Metazoa; Arthropoda; Collembola; Entomobryomorpha; Isotomidae.
AUAAAAGGAUAACAUAUUUGUUCAAGAGAUUCAAAGUUUAUAGUGAUUGGCAAAAGUAACUUUUGCUCAAGUCAGUAACCAAUUCAACUUCUGACACGGCCGAGUGCAGACGAUGCCACCCAAUUAGCUACACCCUUUGAGACACAAAAACUAGUUGUGAAGGGUUUAAAAGUUGUUAUUAGACUUACAAAAUAAUCUGAAAUAAAAAUGCAUUUAAAAUUGUGUUUUGUGACCUUCGUUCUCACAGUUAUUUUUGUCAUUGUGAAUUCUUCAAAGCCGACGCCGCCCGCAGUCCGAUUUUACUUGUUUCCUGAUUCCAAAAAUACCGAGUUUUGUCAAGAACUUAUACCAGGAGACUCUAAAUCAUUGUUCAGCUCAAAAUACGACAAAUGGAAGUUCCCAAUAAUUUUGGUGCACGGGUUUGGGCAGAACCUAUCCACGACUUUCCCACAGCUCACAAAAGACGCCAUGCUGAAGAGUUCGGUGCAGGGGAAUAUCAUCGUGGCGGACUGGGGCCGUUUGGACGAGGAGAGCAAUCAACGCUCAGGGGACGCAAAUGGCGGUGUUCCUCUGAAUGCAGAUAGCAUAGGACGGAAGGUGGCUGGAAUGGUGGUGUUUCUAAUAAAUCACGGUUUAUUAUCGGACCCUACAAGAGUUCACAUUAUUGGCUUCAGUCUGGGUGCACAAAUUGCGGGUAUUGCGGGUCAACAUAUCAAGCAUUAUACUGGAAAACCCAUUCAACGUGUUACGGGAUUAGACCCAGCCGGGCCAUUAUUUCAGUUCCGUCGGAUAAAAGGGAAACGUCUAGACCACACCGACGCUUACUUUGUCGAUGUUAUACAUACAAAUCAAGCGCGAUAUGGCUACAUAGGAAAUAGUGGACACGUCGAUUUCUUCCCUAAUGGCGGAGGUCCGGAUCAACCAGGUUGCACAUCCCGAAGUGAUAUCGCUGGGUAUCCAGGAUCUUGUCCUCAUCAACGCGCAUGGGAGUAUUUUACAGAGACGAUCCUAGAAAGCAAAAUUUGGGCAUGUAAAGCCAACUCGUACAAAGAAUACAGUUUGCACAGGUCUUCUUGCAAAGACAAAGUUUUAUUCGGUCUCAGAGUGCCACCAAGUACAAGGGGAAGUUACUUUUUUGACAUCCGGCGAAAUGAUCCAGGUUAUGGCUCAGGAAUUGGAUGGAGUUCAUUAUUAGGCUCGGCUGAAAAGCCUUGGGAUCGUCCGCUUCAUUCCCUUUAUGACUAAAAUACUGUACUCGGUUUUUGAUACAAAUGCUUCGUGAAUGUUUAAGUUUGAGUAAUUUAAAUAAUGAAUGAUUGUAUAGUAAAUUAAUGGACAUAAUUUACAUUAAAACUUUAGAAUCUCAUACAAAUCGCAUAUCCAGUUGAUUAUAUGUGCACAUAAUAUUAACCUUUUAAAGUCGGGUUACAAUCCACUUGCCAAAUAAAUGGAACACGACUUUGCUUCCAUAUUAAAACUGUG